AUUUUUAACAAUUGAAAAAAAAAAAUAAAAAGGAAAGGAAAGCUAACAUUGAGGGACAUGAAAUAGUGUGCUUAACAUUCUUAAAAUAUUAAACCUCGAUUUUUUUUUUUUUGCUUUUGUAAAUUUUCUGUUUGAUUGAGAAGCUAAAAGAGCAUGUCAGAUGACAGGCGAGGAUUUUCUCAGCUGACAAACAACAGACAUCUGCAGGAUAGAAGCUGUGGCAUAGCUCAAACAAAAUGGCAAAGCUCAAGGAUAGUCAUAGAGGAAAAUAUUGGAUUGGAAUCUUGUUCUGAACUGGAUUUUGUGAGAAGUUGCUCAGGACAGGAAUCUCUUUGUGCAGUCCCAGAUCAGACAACCACCGCAUGCAAGCUCAUCAAAGUUCAUGCUGUUACUCUGUCUUUUCCUUCUACGAUACUCUCUUUCACUGAGAAUGCAUCUCAAACUUCACAUGUUUCACGUGUAAUUGAUUCAGACCAGCAGCCAUACAAUGAGUCAGAGGCUUCUAGGGUGCUGCAGAAUGUGCAUAUAUCAGCUCAAUUAAUGGAGGACUUUCUUGAACUAGCUAAGGACAACACAAAGAAGGAUCUGGAAACCUGUGGUGUUCUCGGUGCUUUUCUUGAAAGGGGGACAUUCUAUGUAACCACUCUCAUAAUACCUAAACAGGAAUCAACUUCAAAUUCUGCUAAAAAUGAGGAGGAAAUUUUUGCCAUACAAAAUGAACGGUCGCUUUAUCCAUUGGGAUGGAUACAUACACACCCUUCUCAGAGUUGUUUCAUGUCAUCAAUAGAUCUCCAUACUCAGUACUCAUAUCAGGUAAUGGUGCCUGAGGCUUUUGCCAUUGUUAUGGCUCCUACCGAUAACUCAAGGAGUUAUGGGAUAUUCCGGAUUUCUGACCCCAGUGGAAUGAGUGUACUCAAAGAAUGCCAGGAGAAAGGAUUUCAAUUUCAUUCUCACAAAGAAACAGAAAACGGGAGCUCCAUUUACGAACAUUGCACUCAUGUCUACAAAAAUUCAAAUCUAAGGUUUGAGAUCUUUGACCUGCGCUGAAUUAUGUUAAUGUCCACAAUUAAAUGGGUGCAACCUGCAUGCCACAUAACAGAAUUUGGCUGAUAAAAGAACGCUAAGUAAAAACAGUGUUUCUUUAAAUAAGUGUGCAUAUUGCUUCAUGUAUAGCUGUAAUAAUGAUGAGGUUGCACCUAUAAUGUGUUUUAAUUAAUUACAGUUUCAUUUGAUAUGCA
Theobroma umbraticum is the source of this 1238-nucleotide messenger RNA. It is a transcript of the gene AMSH2, whose product is annotated as associated molecule with the SH3 domain of STAM 2. Gene Ontology annotation, biological process: protein K63-linked deubiquitination. Gene Ontology annotation, molecular function: K63-linked deubiquitinase activity; metal-dependent deubiquitinase activity; protein binding. The record is from RefSeq and is a predicted model, not a curated record. NCBI's taxonomy places the organism in Eukaryota, Viridiplantae, Streptophyta, Magnoliopsida, Malvales, Malvaceae. Gene Ontology annotation, cellular component: endosome; membrane.